Messenger RNA from Camellia sinensis, 792 nucleotides. Lineage: Eukaryota; Viridiplantae; Streptophyta; Magnoliopsida; Ericales; Theaceae. The record is from RefSeq and is a predicted model, not a curated record.
AUGGAUUCCAACAGCAUUGGAUCAUCAGAGAGACUAAUGAACAUAGCUCAACAGUUUCGACUCUUCAACACCAAUUACAACCCCAUUGAAGACCCAACAAUCAAAGACAGUGCAAGCAAGGCUGUUCCUCAUGAGCUUACUACAAAUUCAGAAUCUGCAACAAACCCACUUGAAAGAAUCAGAUCCAAGAGAGCUGCAGUUCUGAUCUGCCUCUUUGAAUAUGAAAGAAGAGAUCUCAGAGUCAUUCUUACCAAGAGGCCUUCAACACUGUCCACUAAUUCAGGGAAUGUGUCCUUGCCAGGUGGAAAGACAGAUGAAGGGGAUGCCAAUCAUGUUGAGACAGCACUGAGGGAAGCCAAGAAAGAGAUUGGCCUGGACCCUUCACAUGUCAUUGUUGUCACAGUUUUACAACCCCUGCUCUCCCCUGUGUCAAAGCCUUUUCAAAGGGCUACUUUCUACUUCAAGGAGGCUGUUCAGUUGUCUCUCAUUCCCAACCCAGUAGUCACUCCUCGGACUCCUACUCCUUUCGAUGGUAUCUUCAAAAUGGGUGCUUACAAAUUGCUCUCUGAAGUCUCUCCCUUGAUCCAAUUCAUGAAUUUCACUUCCAACCAAGCCUUGCUCGACGCUCUCGACGACGACACUCGUCGCGUCCACGUGAUUGCUUUCGAUAUCGGAUUCGGUGCUCAGUGGGCUUCUUUUAUGCAGGAGCUUCCGGGGAAGUGUAGCAGAGGUCCUCCUUCUUUGACAAUCACUGCCUUUGCUUCGCCUUUUACUCAAAUCGAAUGGCCCUAA